GAGAAAGAGGAGAUGGUUGAUUCAUAGCGGCCGACACAUUAAUACUGAUUUUUUAUUUAGCCAGAGGGUGUAUUUGUAUAAUUUAUGGAUCCCUGCCAAAGCAGCACCUACUCUUCCUGGGGUCCAGCAAAAUUAAGGCAGUUUAAUCAGGAAUCAGGGCAGCCUGUUCAGUUGAAAGCCUGCUCAUUCUCUUAACAACAACUCAAUGGAUGGUUAUUGUUAUAAAUCAAUUCCUCAUUCUGAAUACUAACCAGAAUGUAAUGUCGGUGGGAUGUGGAAAAUGUAGUUGGCUAUUGGUUUAAACAGUUUACAUCUGGGUUUAAAGCAUUUAAAGCAAUGGGAAGGACAUAUAAAAAAGAUAACAAUGUGACAAACACAAUGUCCAUUUUAAAGAUAGCUUAAAUACAGAGCACCGUUUCAUUUAAUGACAGAUGAGGAAAACUGACAUUUCGGCAAAAGUUCUCUAAUCUAGAAACCAAUUCAACACACAAAAUUGGUUAUCAUCCCUGGUUACAGGUAAAAAUGAUUAUUCAGUGAUGUAUGACAUGAUAGCCUAUGUGAUGGUGUGAUGCAACUGACUUGUUAAAAUGUCAUGCUUUUUUUUGUCAGUUUAGUGAAAAAUGCAAAUGUUGUACCGAAAAAACGGUGGAGAUGUUGAGGGACUCACCUCGACUAAUGCUGGACACAAACUGACGUAAUACACCCAGGCAAAACCCACUUCAGUGAUGAAAUCAUUCUCAUAAAGUAAUUCUCCUGACCUCAUCCCUGGUCCUGCUGGCAACAACCAUCACAAAAUGUCUUCUUUGGAGAGGAAGCGUGAGAAACACAGCCCUUUCACCCUGAACCCUGACCCUCGGAGGAAGACCAGCGCAGAGAUCGUCACCGAGGCUAGGCACUCUCUGAGGACCCUGCGCACCCAGCGACCUUUUACCCCUCGAGACAACCACAGACAGCUGUUUGGAGAGACCUCUCGAACCCAAGACAGUCGACCUCCCUCUACAUUCAGCCUCUACGCUCGGAACUUUGAAGCGCCAGACUCCAGACCGGGUUCUGGAACUCGCCUGUCACCUCUGGAACAUAAGCCCAGGUUGCCAGUGGCCCAGGAUGAGGACCCAGAUCCCGUCAGCCCCAUGGCCCUCCCCAAACCCCCCUCUGACCCCCUGGAGCUGAAGAGGGGGGCGGUGGGGGCGAGGGCACGCCUUUUUAGAGCUGGCUCUCUGACAGCACUCCCACCUGUGGCACGGCCAACAGAAGUAAGGGAGAGUGUAAAUUCAGUCUCCAGCCCAGAGCAGAGAGAGCUGUCAGCUAAGGGAAGAGGCAGGAGAGCCCUUUAUGUUGAGCCUACUGAUCGAGAGAGGAGAGACAAGGAUAGUGGAGGACCCUCGAAACCUGCCCCACCCAGGACCAACAGUGUAAGUGGACUCAGGUUCCAUGGUGGUGUUGACUCAUCUAUUAGACCAGGCAAAGGAACAGGAGCAGGAGCUGGGGCCGGAACAGAGUUAGGAACAGAGUUAGGCAACGGAGACAGACCAGCCAGCCAGGAGGCUGAGGACGAAUCAGUGGUGUGGAAUGUUAAGAUUUUCCCUCUGUUGCAAGAGCUGGAGUCCAUCGUUGCAGGUGGAUCCGAGGAUGCCGUGGAGCGGCUGUGUGACGCUUGUGACUGUCUCCAUGGCGCCCUGGCAGAACAAGGCAUGCUGGGCCGGCGUUGCAGGAAGAGAGCGUGGCUUCUUAGGGCGCUGUUCUGCCUCAUCGACCUCAAUUCCGCCCAACUCAACCUGCAGCUCGCCAAACUCACCCUUGAGCUGAACGUCAGUGGAAAAAACCUGCUGAACAUCUGUAAACUCAUCUUCAAGAUCAGCCGCAGUGAGAGCAACGAUAUCCUCUUCCAGAACAACUCCAUCAUAGAUUCGCUGCUGUGUGUGCUGCGCUGUGAGGAUGUGUGUGUGUCUGGGGAGGCUGUGUUGUACUGUGUGGGCACUCUGAAGUUCCUCUCAGGGAACUCUGCCCUCCUCAGGCUCCUGUUGGCCAAGGACUGUGUGGGUGUGGCCACCUUGCUCAUACAGAAGCUCCACCCACUGUCCCAACCUGACCACACUCAGUUCACCAUCGGAGGACACAUCCAUGUACAGUUGACAGCAACCCUGAGGAACCUGGCUGACCUCCCCGAGUCCCGCCCCCUUUUCGUCUCCCACGGCACCCUGGCAGAACUGUGCCUGGUGCUGCGCCAUCACCACGGAGACCAGGACAUCUGCACCAACAUUGCCAGGGUGUUCAGUAAACUGUCCUCCUACUCUGAGUGCUGCCUGGUUCUGGCCCAGACCCCGGGCUGCUACACACUAUUUAUAGAACUGUUGAGCAAACACCAGUGGAAACAGGACCUGGUGGUGCGUCUGCUCUUCACUCUAGGUAACCUAACGUCUCGGAGCAGUGAGGCCAGAAAGCACCUCUUCACGGCUGAGGGAUGUAUGUCCGUGCUCCUGGGGCUCUACCACACCUACCACGGGAGGUGGGACCCACCGCCCGCACACACACCCCGCACACCUCCAGCCAGGGACACCUGUAACCCCUGCACCCCUUUCUUGGGAUGGUGGGAGAACAAGGAUGUGCUGGUGAAGCUGGUCAGGGUACUGGCUAAUAUGUCCAUCCACCCUGCAGUGGGACCGACCCUGGCAGCUAACACAGACCUAAUACACUACCUGCUGAACACACUGGAGCUCAGGUCCAUGCAGGAAAGUGAGGAGCUUCUGGUGAACGUGGCUGCCACCAUCAACAACCUGUCCUUUUACCAGGAAGACAGCUCAGUGGUCAGAGACAGAGGACUCACUGUCGCCAAGUUGUUGUUGAAGCUGCUCCUCAGCUCCAGUAUUGAUGGGAUGCUGGAGGCCACGCGUGUGUUUGGCAACCUCACCCAGUCCAGGGAGGUUUGUGACUUCAUCAUACAAAACAACGUGCACCAGUUUAUGGUGACUCUGUUGGACUCUAAGAGCCCAGAGGUAUGUUUCUCAGCCUGUGGGGUCCUCACUAACCUGGCCCUGAACCCCCCCAGCAGAACCACCCUCACACAGGAGGGAGCACACACCAAGCUGGCAGACUGUCUGAGGGACUUUGGGCCAGUGGACUGGCAGCUGGCUGGCCUGGUGUGUCAGACCCUGUGGAACCUCACUGAGGAGGGGGGGAUGGAGACAGGCGCCCCAUCCACAAUGAACAACCAGGAAAGAGAGGCACUGCUAGAGGUCCUAACACCAUACCUAAACGAGGAGGACGCGCUGCAGUGGACCUCUGGUGACGACAUGAGGGACUUCCACCGAUUAUGCUGGGAGUUGGAGUUCCUGCCUGUGGCUAAGAGGCUGAGGGACAGGAUCCAGACUCAGACUGACUAACAUGACUAUCUUCUUACUCUGGUUGUCACGAAUGGCGCCCUGUUACCUAUAUAGUGCACUGAUUUUGACCAGGGUCCAUACUCUGGUCUAAAGUAGUACACUAUAUAACGAAUAAGGUGCCAUUUGAGAUGCACCAUGUCUCACUCCCUAGUGUGACCUCUUUGCAAUGUCCUCUUUCUCCUUGUUGUGCCUUGCUAUACUGACACCUCUCUAAAGUCACUCUAUGCUACUACCACUCUUCAGCUACUACCCCUCUCACUAAUUCUAUGAAUAAGUAUUUAGUUAUAGGCUAUAGGUCUAGAUUUUUUCCUGGUUAAGUCACAUAAUCAUGAAAAACUCCAGGCCCAUACCUAUGACCUACUGAAUGUCUACCUGACAUAUGACAAACUGUUUACACUUUAAAUAACAGAAAUUAUCAUUUUUUAGGUUGUCUUAUGUAUACUGUAAAAUGGUUGUGAUUUUGUCAUAAGCUACUUUUGUUAACAUACGAGUAGAAUUGUAGUUUGUCUCUGUGGUGAUAAAGUAAAUGUUUCUCCUUAUGGCUGGUUAAGACAUUGUUAGGCCUAGAUUUAAUCAGAUCAAGCGUUAACCGGCCAUAUCCGACACCCACGUAGCUGAUGUUUUUGCGGUGUCGGAGGUGAAACUGUGUUGGAGUUGUCAAAUCUGUGAGCAGCUGCUCCUGAUCAAUGUUGCGAAGCCACACCCGUUAGAAGUUCAGAACAAGAAAGUAUAGGCUAUAUAGAACUAAUGACGCAUAAAUUGAUUAAAUUAAAAGAGGAUUUAUAUCCCACAUUCCAGUUUUUGAACUUUAUAUUUACAAGGCUGCAUGGGAUUUCUCUUAAGUCGACUCCGUGUAGCUAAUGGCAAAGUCCACUUCAGGUAUAAUUCCAGGAGACGCUUGUGGAUUUGACAGCUCUAACGCAGUUUCACCUCCGACACUGCCAAAACAACCGCUAUGCUCUCGUGUCUCCCAUUUUUUUAAAUGUUGCAUUACCGCACUUUGAAAUUAACAGCUCUCAGUUGAAUAAAAUAAUGAGGAUGUCAGCUAAAGUGGAUCUGAUCGAAUAGAGCCCUAAAUCUAUGAACCGCUGUACACAAACAACAAAACAGAAAAGUAUUGUAAACAUGCUCCUCAAAGCCUUUAUUGUUACACAAAUAUGGACCAGGCAGUGCUGCUGCAAAGUGACAGCGUUUUCAAAUCACAUUAAGGAAGAAAAAAAACAGCACUUCUGUAAAAACAAACCUCAGUUCCCCACUUCCUUGUCCUACUAUACAAAAUUAAAGCGUUCAGUCACAUCACACAAGACAACCCAAUAACAUUUCAUCAGGCAUAUUCAAUGACAAACAUUGUUCUCCACAUGAUAGAUGUUUGUCUGGGUUGAUAUGAAACAGCUAGCUAGCUGGCUGAUCAUGGUGUUAAGAGCAUCAUUUGUUUAGUCUCAUCCUUUUUCAGAUUGUCAUAGGGAAAUGAGUCAGUCAAAAAUAGAGACAGUUCAGUAGAGACAUACUGCUGGUGAUUGAAUGGACCAAGUCACCCUCUGUCCUUAAUGGGGAAAAAAAUCCCAAAGAUUUAAGUCUAUAGCCAGUCAUGCCAGGGAGUUUUUCCAGUGAGGACAGAAAUGAGCAGAACAAAGCUCAAAGGGUGAUCCUAGAGGGAAUGUCCCCUCAUCUCAUUGCACAUUACAGACAAGUUCAAAUGUUUUAGCACAACAGUUGUGGGACUCCAACUCUGACUCGACCACACAUGGACAAGGAAGGACCAUUUGUGGUUCUGUUUGGGUCGUAACAUUAACACAAGCAAACCACAGUUCAGUGUAGUGUGAAUGGGAGGACCGACUCAACACAGGAAACAAACACAGCUAGGAUUUGGACUCAUAUACACCUAAUUCUUACGCUGUUGUGCGAAACAGUUCAUUGUGUGGGAGCCACUAUUGCAUUAAAGUGUGCAAAAUGUAUCUAAUAGCCAAAUGUUUUCCUAUAUCAUUGGAAACUAAUUGAUGGGAGAGCAGAUGCAUUAUCUGCAAGCUGAACAAUGGACAUGUGCUGUGACUACAAUUUGGUGGGUUUGUUGCAUGAAUGAGUCCAAAUGUACCUGUGUUACGUAAUGAGUGAACAUUUUGAUGCAGCAAAAACAGUUUUAGGGAGAAAACUAGAAAAUAAAAUUAUAUUUAAUUUCUAAUAAAAAGUGUCUGACAGUCAAGUAUGAAACCUCGACUUCCUACCACAACCACCUCCAAAUAAUGUACCAUUCCAUAAUCAUCUUAUCAAAACGAUCAACUGUCUCAACCCACCCUCAGAAGAAUGCAGUACUUUACUUGUUUUCAGUCAACAGAAAUAAAAACAGUGGAUGGGUCUGCCAUCGUCUUU
Molecule: messenger RNA, 5747 nt
Organism: Oncorhynchus mykiss (rainbow trout)
Lineage: Eukaryota; Metazoa; Chordata; Actinopteri; Salmoniformes; Salmonidae
Source: RefSeq, a predicted model, not a curated record